Molecule: messenger RNA, 6171 nt
Organism: Phytophthora infestans T30-4
Lineage: Eukaryota; Oomycota; Peronosporomycetes; Peronosporales; Peronosporaceae
Product: Voltage-gated Ion Channel (VIC) Superfamily
Exons: 8
Coding region: 1-6171 (2056 amino acids)
Biological process (GO): monoatomic ion transport; transmembrane transport
Cellular component (GO): membrane
Molecular function (GO): protein-containing complex binding; monoatomic ion channel activity
Source: RefSeq, a predicted model, not a curated record
AUGAGCAUGAUCAGCGGGUAUACAGUGAGGCGGGUGGAGGGUAAUAGUGUUUUAUCCCAAGGCCGACCACGAUCAAUGAUCGGUGCGUCAGCUGGUCGGCGAGCAUCCCAGCAAGGCACUGAUGCACUUUCACUGGAGAAUCGAGACAAACUGUUGCUGAAUGAAGAGACUACGGACGCUUUUGACCCAAGUUGUCUAGUCAUCAAGGCGUGGGAACACAUUCUCCUACUUUGUUUGCUCUACGAAGGAUUCGUCGUUCCGUAUUUUCUCGCAUUCCAACCAGAAGCAGUUGGCGGAAUGAAUUUGAAAUUUGCGCUAGCCGUCGUGUGCGAAGUGAUGUUCUUUAUUGACUGCUACGUACAAGCAAGUACAGGAUACUAUGAAGACGGGAACCUCAUUCGCGACAAGAAAUUAACCCGAAGACGAUAUUUCCGCUCGUACCGUUUUGCUAUCGACCUGGUAGCAAUCUUACCGUGGCAAUUCGUGACGAGUCUGGACGAGUUGUAUGCAAAAUAUUUCGUCACGCUAAAACUGUUUAAAGUUUUGCUAUCCAUGGUAUACAUGGCACACAUGUUGGCAUGUAUCCGCUACAGUUUCGGCUACAAUAAGCACCAUACAAACCACUGGCUGCCGUCGGAUGAGGAAAGUCACCACCCUCUCCACACUCAGUACUUGGGCUCGCUCUUCUGGAGUGUCGGCAUCAUGACUGGCCUCUUCGAAGGAGAAUUACCGCGCCACAGCAGCGAGUUCCUUUUUACGACUUUGGUUGCACUGUGCGGGUUUUCCAUGUUCACUACUCUCGUCGCUACGAUUUUCGUCAUUUCCAAGUGCGAAAGUGGGCAUUCGGAAGCGGUGGAAGCUCGGAUCAACCAGCUCAUUCACCUUCUCUCCUUUCAUCGAGUUCCAGAAAGUCAACAAGCACAAGCGAUUGAGUAUCUUCGACGCUACUACACGGACGCAGAGUCGAAUGAUCGAGAAGCAGCGAAAAGACUGUGCCGAUCUAUUGCAAACGACAUCCAAGUGGAGCUUCUGAAGACAACUUUCGCCCAGAUUCCGAUUUUUGACGGUUGUUCUGAUCUCUUCAUUGUCGCAAUGACGAGUUUGCUGGAAAUGAUCGCGGUGCCUGCGCAAACGAUUUUAUUCUCUGCAGGCGACGACGGCGAUGCCAUGUAUAUCGUUCACUCGGGAGUGCUCGCAGUCAUUAUCAAGUCUGUGACGGUACGCGAAAUCCGUAAAGGCGCUUGCUUCGGAGAGCUCUCGGUCUUCUCAUCUAUCAAACGGACUGCGGCGGUCUUGUCGACGACGUAUUCAAUUUUGUACAAACUGUCCCGGUUCCAUUGCGAUAGAGUUCUCGACGGGUAUCCGGAUUGUGCUGCUUUGAUCGCAGCGCAUGUCGAAUCGACCUUGAACCACAUGCACGGCACCAAUAACUACGUUCUCAACACUAUUAUCUCCCCGAGGGGCUCUGAGAGUAUUAAGAUUAAUAAGCGGAGUUCGUCAAUUUCGGCUGGAAUUUCGGCAGGGACGUCAGCACUAACAAGUACCCUAACGAGGGUGCUGACGAUAAAUGGGGAACUGAGUGCGAGGGCUUCCACUAGAAAAAGUCUAACAGAAAACCCAACACCCGGGAAGAAGCGAAUUGACAAGCGACGUGGUAAGUGGAGGUACAUUCUACGAAACAAGUGCAUCGAUCACCAUUCAAACGUUCGUUUGUGGUGGCUAUUGCUGCUCCAAGUGAGUAUUUGCCACUCGUGGAUUAUGAUCCCUGUCCAGAUUGUUUUUCCGCUGUGGCAACAACCAUCAUGGCUGACACAGGCGAUGGAUACUAUUCUCAAUAUCGGCCUUCUCAUCGACAUACUUCUGAACUUCAGUCUGUCGUUUACGGUCGACUCGGAGAAGAUUAUGAACCCGAUGCGGAGCGCCACAAAAUACUUUGAAGGCCCCUUUCUCUUUGAUUUAUUGUGUGCUUUUCCGUACGAGUAUUUCCACAUGGCGCACUAUGGACUCAUGCGACUUCCGCGUCUUCUUCGUAUAUUUCACGCGAAACAACACUUGAGCGAGUUGGAGCAUUUCUUUCCUGCUAACAACACGCGACAGCUUCUCCUGCUUGGUGCACUGUUGACCAUGAUGUUUCAUAUCGUGGCCUGUAUCCACUUCACUAUCUCGUAUAUAGAGGGGUUUAACCCGAACGAAGCAGAGGCGUGGAUCUCGUCCACCAAACUGUGUCUUCGGAGACUAAAUUCGACUCAUUUGGAGAACUGUGACGGCAAACUAUUCAACGAACGUGUCGAUCUAGACCAACUCCGCAACAUCAGCGCUAUGGAGUACUCCCGCUCACUGUAUUAUGCUGUGGGAGUGCUGGCUUCGCCAGGAAAAAGUGUCGAGCCUAUCAGUGAUGUCCAGCUGGUCGCAGCGCUGAUUCUAAUGCUGAGUGGCUUUUUGAUCACAGCAAUUGUGGUAGAUAACGUACAGAAGCGCUUCACUGCCUCUGCUUUCGAGCAGAAAGAGUUCUUCGCGACGAGGACUCGAAUUCAACUCUUUUUACGCCGUCAAAACGCUCCACUAGCGAUUCAUCAUCGAGUAAAGUCAUUCUUAGACUAUUGGUGGUCCUCCCACCGCGGUGCUGUCAUUGGUGAGCUGUUAGCUGAUCUGCCACGACCAAUUCGCCUUGAUGUUCUACGUAGCAUUUGCCUACCAGUCUUACAGACGCUCGCGUUACUUCAAGGAGUACGCCCAGUUCGGGAUAAACUCGAGGAAUUCAUGGUGGAAAACGUCAAGUUUAUACUCUACGGACAAGGCGAGAUCGUGUAUCGUCACGGAGACUAUGUUACUGGAAUGUUUUUCUUGUUAAUGGGAGAAGUGUGUGUAAUUACAGUGGGUAGACCACCGCGAGAAGUGCCUCUAGGGGGGUUCUUUGGCACAGCAGCACUUACCCAACAAGAACGUGGCGAGGGGUAUACGGAGCAUGUGAGUGCGAGUAGUGGCUGUAUCCUACUGUUCGUAUCACGAGACCAACUUCACGCUAUGGAAACUAUUUUUUCUCCUUUAAAGACAGAGCUUCUCACUCUUGAGCAGAGAGUUCUGAACAACAAGUUGGCCAAAUCGGCUGUAAGCAAGGGGGCUCAGCGACGUUUACGGCGUCAAUCCACAGUUAUCAGAAUUCGCAAUGCUGUAUUUGGCUCCUUAAAACACCACGAUACAGUAUACGACCCCGACUCACCGUUUAUCCUAGCGUGGGAGACGUGGGUCUUUGCUGUGAUGACUGCGCAGUGGCUACUGGUAAUCUUUCAGGCUUGCUUCCCCUUGGAAGAAGCGAACCGAAAUGUUGACAUGGUCAUGGUGUUUAUGGAAUGUUCCUUCGUCGUUGACGUUUACAUUCGAUCGCGACUAGGACUCCACGAAUACGGCAACAAAAUGAUGGACCGUCAACGUAUCAAACGUUUGUACUUUAGGUCGGGGGCUUUUGCGGUGGAUAUCGUGGCGCUUCUGCCUCUGUAUCUCAUCAACUGGAGUGUGCCGCCGCAUGAGCGAUGGGAUCUACUCAACGUCAACAAAUUAUUGCGAAUAUUCAAAGUUCCACGACAGCUUCACGCGCUGGAGACACGGUACCUCAAGCGUACUACGGAGCUACGUUUAUCUAAGCUGCUGUACUAUACGUUCAUGCUAUCCCAUGUCUUCGGCUGCAUUUGGUUCAACUUUGCCUCCAAAGUGGCUGUACCAAAUUUCACGAACGAAUUGCUGCCUAUUAUUAAGAAAACUGCGUUCGGAGAGAACCACUGGCUACCUCACAAGCACUUGGAGCAUGCUCCGCAUAUUUUACAAUAUAUGGCUUCACUCUACUGGUCAUUUGGACUCAUGUCAGCGUCAAGCGAGCCCGAGUUCCCGAAAACCACAGCGCAGUGUAUCUUCAGUGCUAUAACCAUGACGACGGGCUUCUUUCUCUUCGCCUACGUGAUCGGUAAUUUCACAGAUAUCAUCGAGCUCACGACCUCGGAAACCAGGGAAUUCAACGCCAAGAUGGGGGCUGUUCGGCAGAUGCUCAACCAUUUCCAACUCCCUGACGCUCUUCAAGAACGGCUGAAAACUUUCGUCCUGUUCAAACGUUUCCAUACAAUCACGCAGGAACACCUUCUUGUUCAUUGCCUGCCACCGUCGUUACUUACGGACAUCCGUCUUGUUCAUCUGAAGCGUAUGAUUGAGCGAGUGGAAUUUCUAAGUGGCAUGGAGGGAUCUGUCACUCGAAUGCUGGUCUCUCAAUUCACACAAGUGCUAGUGUCUCGUGGAGAAUUCGUCUGUACACUGGGAUCCAAGAGCAGCGAUAUGUAUUUUGUUUUCACGGGAGUCUUAGACUUGUGGCGUCUUGGAGUUCUGAACGAGAUCUCGGCUGGCAGCUACUUUGGAGAAAACGGACUCUUCACCAAUGGCAGACGUGAUGACUAUAUUCAAGCCCAGACGUCUUGUAUUCUGUAUAAACUCUCUCGCGAAUCGUUGGAGCUCGUGUUUGAUCGAUACCCGGAGUGGAAGGACAAAGUCACGAGAAUUGUGAAUAUCCAUCGCGAACAAAACAGACUUUUGCAGCUUUCUCGAGAGGAGCAGCGUCGAGGAACGGAUGCCACUACUGGUUUAAUGUUAUCUCGGGCAGACAUUAUGAACGAGCGAGCCGACCGCAUCAAGGACGAACUUCAGCACGGAACCGAAGUGCAGAGCAGUUUCCAUCUGUCGUGGCUUCGGUUCAUGGUGGUUUGCAUCGUGUACGUCUCCAUUUUGACGCCAUAUCAAGUGGCCAUGGACAAUCUAGACCGCUUCACUCCAAUGGCGAUCGUAAUGAGAGCUUUUGGGCUACUGUGCGAACUCGUCUUCAUUCUCGAUGUGUGGUUUUGCUACCACGUUAGGGAAUGCCCAGCAUCCAUGGAGCUAUACGAAGGCGAUUUACGAGCCACGUACAAGAAAGAGCGCAUGCUAUGGGAUACCAUCGCUGCCAUCCCUUUCUAUCGCUUCCUCUCGGAUUUCCACUGUCGCUCGUGGUUGAAAUUACUGCGCUGUCUUAAGAUCCUCAACGUCGUGAAUUAUAUGGAUGAGCUCAAUCGACGCAGUGUCACGUACGAGAUCACUCGCUUUUGGUACAUUUGUCUGCUGUACUUGCUCAUGAUUUACUGGGCAGCGUGUGCCUAUUUAGCUGUGGCUACUGAAGUGGGUUUUGGCACCGAAUGGGAUGCCUGGCUGCCGUCUCGAGAGCUGGUUAUCACGAAUCCCGAGGACCCUUCGCCUUCCCAGUUAGCCCUCCGCUUCCUACGUGGCCUCUUCUUCGCCACCACGACAUUCGUCAAGAAAGCUCGAAAUCUCGCUCCAGAUACAGCAGCCCUGUACGCCUUCCACAUCGCCGUCUCGUUCGUCGGGCUCAUUACCAUGUCAUUCGUGCUUGGAGAGCUCGCAAGUCUCUUCAUUUCGUACAUCGGUCUGGAGGUGGAUUUCCGUAAAAACCACAUUGCCAUUGAGAUUUAUCUGGAUCGCUUGCGUGUCAGCGAUCGCCUGAAAGCUCGAGCACACGCCUUCAUGACUUCUUUGUGGUCGUCACAUGCUGGCGUCGACUACGAAGAAAUUCUGAGUGAAAUGCCUCGAUCCAUCCGGACAGCUUGUGUCCUUCAUGUGUCCAAAGAACCUGUGCACUGGUUCAUCAAGAAGGUAGUCGCGCCGAUGUGUUGGGAGGGAUCUGAUGAGCUUGAACUGUUCCGACACAGCUUAGUGGAACACUUACACUUCGAAGGAUACCCGUCCGACGAGUGCAUCGUUGUCGAAGGCAACAUAGCGCGAGCGAUGUACUUUGUGCUGCGAGGACAUGUUCAAGCGCACAGCCGGACUUUACGCGCCCUUCAACAUCCAAUUGGUCUUCGUCGUGGCGACUACUUCGGUGAACGGGGUCUUCUCGGUAGCGCCAUCAGUGUCUACACUGUUCAAAGUGUACGAGCUUGUAACCUGCUCUCGCUGAGCUCUGAAGCUCUCGUUCAAGUCAUGGGCCGGUACAAGUUCUCGUACUUGGGGCUGAGGAUUUGCGAAUGCGCCUAUGAACUUCUCAAGAAAAAGAACCUCGUCGCUUGCUCCAGAAUGGAAAUGGAGGAACACUGGGGCCGGAUGGAUUGCCGAAGAACGUGGAUAAGAUGUUCGACGCGUUGA